GGGCCAGACUCGCCACUAUCCACCAGCGUCCCACCUUAAAUGAAAGACCAAUGAAAAUACGAGUCCAUAGGCGGCUCUCAAUCCCUCAUUUUCGGUUCGGGACGGCAUUUUCCCCCAUAUGCCCGUUCAAUGGCUUUGCGCAGACGGCGGUAUGCAAAGGAGUGCUCUGCUUUUCUGUGUGUUUUCGUCGAUAUCAACAAUGCCGCGGCGCUUUCCUUGGCUCUAUUAAGACGACGCGCUUCGCUCCGCAGUACGGCUGCCUUCUGCACGGCGCUGCUUACAUUGUAACGCCGCCGGCAUUCGCUCUCUCUUCAUUUUUUGAAACGAAAACAGUGAUUUUGACAAGUUGACCACCGCGAUAGGCGUGUUGCCUCCUGCGAUCAGAGGCGAUCCCCUGCGAAAUUGGAAAUCAUUUAGACCUUAAUCAAUGGCGGCCUGAGUUAAAGAUCUGCUUGGAAUCAGACACACCGAAGUCAAACAAGACAUUUGUUUGACGCCAAAGGCCCAACAAUGGGGGCGACCAAAAGCAAACCCAAGGAGCUGGGCCAGCGUUCCCGUAGCCUGGACGGGACCAUCGGCCCCUGCGGUGGCGGAGGGCACCACCUGAGCCCCGGACCGCAGUCCCUGACGCCCACGCGGAGCCCGGGCAGGGACGGCACCCGGCGGGGCACUCAGCCACUGGUCAGCAAUGCAGAACUCGCCCUCUUUGGGGGGGUGGACCACCCCGGGACCAUCACCUCCCCACACAGAGGACAGCUAGCAGGGGGAGUCACCACUUUUGUGGCACUUUAUGACUACGAGUCACGCACAGCCGCAGACCUGUCUUUCAAGAAGGGCGAGCGCCUGCAGAUCGUCAAUAACACGAGAAAGUUGAACUGCAGGGAAGGGGACUGGUGGCUGGCUCGAUCCCUCACUUCAGGACAAAGCGGCUACAUUCCGAGCAACUAUGUUGCUCCUUCAGACUCCAUCCAAGCAGAAGAGUGGUAUUUCGGCAGCAUCACCCGCCGGGACUCGGAGAGGCUACUGCUGAGCUUGGAGAACAGGAGAGGCACCUUCCUCGUGAGGGAGAGCGAGACCACGAAGGGUGCCUACUGUCUGUCCGUCCUGGAUUAUGACAACGUGAAAGGUCUCAACGUGAAGCAUUAUAAAAUCCGCAAACUGGACAGCGGAGGAUUCUACAUCACAUCACGAAUGCAGUUCAGCAACCUGCAACAGCUGGUCAUGCACUACCGCAAGUAUGCAGAUGGGCUGUGUCACUGCCUGACAGAGGUGUGUCCCGUACUGAAACCCCAGACCCAGGGCCUGGCUCGGGACGCAUGGGAGAUCCCCCGGGAAUCACUGCGGCUGGAUGUUAAGCUGGGUCAGGGUUGCUUUGGGGAGGUCUGGAUGGGUACUUGGAAUGGUACGACACGUGUGGCCAUCAAGACCUUGAAACCGGGAACCAUGUCCCCAGAGGCUUUCCUCCAGGAAGCCCAGGUCAUGAAGAAGCUCCGGCAUGAGAAACUGGUGCAGCUGUACGCUGUGGUGUCUGAAGAGCCCAUCUAUAUCGUCACAGAGUACAUGGGCCAAGGAAGCCUGCUGGACUUUCUCAAAGGAGAAAUGGGCAAGGUACUGCGACUACCCCAACUGGUGGACAUGGCCUCGCAGAUCGCCUCUGGAAUGGCCUACGUGGAGAGGAUGAACUAUGUGCAUAGAGACCUCAGGGCAGCCAACAUCCUCGUGGGAGACAACCUGGUCUGCAAAGUGGCCGACUUCGGCCUUGCACGGCUCAUCGAAGACAAUGAGUACACAGCCAGACAAGGAGCCAAGUUCCCCAUCAAGUGGACCGCUCCUGAAGCUGCGCUGUAUGGUCGCUUCACCAUCAAAUCUGAUGUCUGGUCCUUUGGCGUCCUACUGACUGAGCUGGCCACCAAAGGAAGGGUACCAUACCCAGGGAUGGUGAACAGAGAAGUUCUGGAGCAGGUGGAGCGUGGCUACCGGAUGCCUUGUCCUGCUGAAUGCCCCGAGUCUCUGCAUGACCUGAUGCUGAGCUGCUGGCGCAAAGAGGCCGAGGAGCGGCCCACCUUCGAGUACCUGCAGGGCUUCCUAGAGGACUACUUCACUUCCACUGAGCCCCAGUACCAGCCUGGGGAGAACCUUUAGGGAGGCAGGUCCCAUGUAGACUCAAUGGCAGAUAAGAGUGGGUGUGUAGGUGUGCCCUGCCCCCACGAGACCCCUGGCAAGCCACUGCCAAUCCUGUUCGGCUCUCUUAUCUUACACCAACUACAUCCCGAAACUGCCUCUGUCGUGACGUCUGUCGUUGGAAGCCACCACCUCAUGCUGGGGGUUCAGUUCACUGCUGUAUAAUGAAGCCUCAGAAUUGGCUGUGUUUUUAUAAUAAUUAUUAUUAUUAUUUGUGUGUUGUUUUGGGGUCAGACGAUAGAAACUCCAAACGUUUUGACUUUAAUAUCAACUUCUGUCCUAAGUGACAGAUCCUCAUUGACCUGUGACUCCAUCCAUCCUCAAACCCAGCUCUGCCCCUCUGCCCUCAGUCUCCGUCAGGUCCGUUGGCCCUGUCAAGCUUGCGAUGAGCCCUAUGUUUUUUAGACCUGGUGUCACCCAGUCUCUGGUGACCACUAACUGCAUCCUUGGUAUCACUUUGUCACUCUUUCAGAUGCACAUUAUUAUUCUUUGGGGAGAGUGAAUCCAUCAAAGUUUUGAGAUUUGUCUUGUUUUUCUCCUUCUUUUUUUUUGGUUGGGGGGGGGGGGGGGUUGUGAAGUGAAAAACAACCCCUAGCCUCUCCCAGCUCGACAAGGCAUUACUGAUCUCUGCCAUAUGAAACACAGGGUCAAUAUUUAGUCUUUUCUUUCCCUCCACUACUGGAUUGACUGGAAUUCGGCAUUUGUUCAGACCAGCGACCAGUGGCGAUGGUAGCUGUCCAUGGGAGGACUGAAGGUGAAGAUAGCAGCAGUUAAUUACUAGGGGGCUCAACAACAAGAACGAGGCAGGUGGAGAUGGAGUGGCCGGGGAGGUACUACUAUUUUGUUAGAGCUUCCUCAAAGAAGAAUCCACAAGGUUACUGAAACGUACUGAAACAGUCAACAUGAGCUGCUUUGAUCAGCCUGUAGGACUUCUGGGAAAACAACCCUGUAAAACUACUGAUCAGCCCAGUCCUUUAUUAAUACUGGGAUCCUGCUGCAGUUUUUUUUUUUGUGCCAAUGAAACUUUUCUUUUUUUUGUACUGUCUGCUGUGAAAGAAAGUGUAUUUUUUAUCUCACGGUUUCCUACAAAAUCAUGUCCGUCCAUUGGCGAGCCCCAAGCAGCCGGUUCCGUAUUGUCUGCGAAUCCCACGCCCCCACUGAUUUCACAGACGCCCGUUGCGCUUUGUGCCGCCCCUGUGGUUGGGAUUCAGGGUGGUUUACUUGCACUUGGGCCGCCUUAGAGGUACAGUGACUGUCCACAAAGUGAUCUGCUAAUCCCCCUCCAUCUUAUGUUUAUGCAAGUAAAAUGCUGUCCUGUUCCCUCCACACCUUUUUGAUGGAAAUUCUCUCGCUUGUCACUGUUGACUGAAUGUUCUACAUAAAAAUGUGUCCUAAACGUUACAGGCAUCAUUCUUCUGUAUUUCUGACAGAAUUCUAGGUCCUGUUACACCGUCCAUUGAGUUUUCAGCUGCACUGAAUACUUUUUCGUUUUUUUCUUCCUUGAAAAAACAUUUCCAAUAUUCCUUCUGUCAGUCAUCCACUUCUGCAUUUCUCACUGGAUCAGCCAAGUCUCUUGAUUCAGCCAAGACCAUUAAUAGAUAUACAAGAUGGCACAAGGGGGCUAUUUUGUGUAGAUUUGCCUUUGUUUGAUUGUAGAUGCCUGCAAUCCUAUAUGAUCCUGACUACAUCACUACAUUGCUGAUAGACACUGAAAAUGGUGCAUUGAUAUUAGAAUUCCCCAUUCAGGAAGUCAGUGGGUGCAAUGUUUUCAUGUGUGGCUCUCAAAAAAUGUUUUAUACUUUAUAAAUUAUUAAUCUGGAUGAAUGUACUGGAUGUAAUCUGACCAAUGUUAGGGUCAGAAGGUUUCAUACAAUAUAAUAGAAUAGUAUUUCCCAAUCUGGUUCUCGGGGACACAGAGACAGUCCACAUUUUUGCUCCCUCCCAGCUUGGGCAAUAAAGUGGACAGUCUGCAGGUCCCAGAGGACCAGACUGGAGAACAUUGGACUAAAAUGUUAUCUUUGGCAUGAAUUAUUCAGCCUGAUCCCUGGUGUAGUCAUUUGACCACAGAGAAGGACUUCAGUAUGACCAAUGGACAUGGUCCUGCAAAAUCGUAUCAGUGACCGAGCUACAACUGUGGACAAUUGCAGGACUUUCUCAAGAUUUAUUUGGAUUUGUUGCAUUUUAUAUCUGUUCCGGUGUGACAUGAUUUAAUUUAGAUUUUGCUUGACUAUGCCUAAAACAUCUGCCUUAAUUUGCCUUGGGAGGUGAUUCAAUAAAUGCGUAAAUGAUUUUAGUUGUAGCCCAGCAGGAUAAACAUAAAAUAUUUUUAACUUUAUGUAACAUGAUUGGGAUUUUUCUGCCAUUGAUCAGUAUGAAUACAUCUGCAUUUAUGUAAAUGGUUUCAGGAGACGAGGUACCCAUUUCUGACUGUAUGUUGAUUCACUCUGACAUCCAAAAGGGUUCCCUGAAAUCCUAAGACCUUUGCAGUUCAUUGAACCUGUUUUCACACAAAUUUAAUGGAGAAAGUAAAUUCCUGUAUUUUUGUGCAAUCAUUAUGAAGAAGGGUGCAGAUUAUUGGGAACAACCGCAGUGUCAUAUAGAGUAAUACAUCAGGUUAAUUGGUAGUGUCUUCCCCCAAUAUUUAAAUGACAGAAAUGUCUUUGGAAUGUUGAUUAUUGGCUAAAUACACGAGCUUCUCUACAUGCAAGACUGUGUUAGCUGGCAUGAAAACGUGGUGCACAGUUUUUCCUUACUGUAAAAUGGUUGUGUGUAAAUGCCUCCAUGACUAAUGAAUCUUGCAUUAAAAAAAAAAAAACCAUAUUCUCUCA
Molecule: messenger RNA, 5009 nt
Organism: Paramormyrops kingsleyae
Lineage: Eukaryota; Metazoa; Chordata; Actinopteri; Osteoglossiformes; Mormyridae
Gene: src
Product: v-src avian sarcoma (Schmidt-Ruppin A-2) viral oncogene homolog
Biological process (GO): protein phosphorylation
Molecular function (GO): protein tyrosine kinase activity; protein binding; ATP binding
Source: RefSeq, a predicted model, not a curated record